This is a messenger RNA of Patiria miniata (bat star), 839 nucleotides long. Its product is annotated as S-crystallin SL11-like. NCBI's taxonomy places the organism in Eukaryota, Metazoa, Echinodermata, Asteroidea, Valvatida, Asterinidae. Gene Ontology annotation, biological process: glutathione metabolic process. Bases 162 to 791 code for a protein of 209 amino acids. Gene Ontology annotation, molecular function: glutathione transferase activity. The record is from RefSeq and is a predicted model, not a curated record. The transcript is spliced from 5 exons.
UGAUCUAUUUAGCCCGACCAGCUAUUGUGAUUGCGGAUUUUCCAUGUACUGCUCGAAAUACCGUCAUUGUAGUUUGUGCGUAGAAGCUAGCGCUGCUAAAGAGCACCUUUAGGUGGGUGCAAUUCUAACAAGAUUCUUAGCAUGUUGUUGUCCACGACACCAUGGUGAAAUACGUACUUCACUUCUUCAAGUCACAGGGCCGUGCUGAAAGUAUUCGUCUGGCUUUCAAGCUAGCUGGGGUCGACUAUGAAGAAAAGAACUUCGAGUUUGCGGAUUGGCCUAAGCUAAAGCACACAUUUCCCACCCAACAAAUUCCAGUGCUGGAGGUCGACGAGACGAUGAUAUGUCAGAGUAAGGCUGUCCUGAGAUAUCUGGCCAGGGAAUUUGGAUUUUAUGGCAAGACGUCCCUCGAUGCGGCAUUCAUAGACCAAGCACUUGACACUGUAGAGGACAUCUGGUCGGGAAUCAACAUUGUCUUCUAUGGGCCUGAAGAAGGCAAGCCACAACGAAUUGAGAAGUUCUUGAAGGAUGUGGUCCCGCCGAUCUACGCGACUCUGGAGCGAUUGCUCGGCCUGAAGCAAGCUGGAGACUUCUUCGUCGGAAACUCGAUCACGGCCGCCGAUCUCUUUUUCUUCACCGCUGUUGAUUAUGUGAAUGUGGUCGUGUCAAAGGGUGCCAACACCCUGGAGAAGUACCCGAAGCUGAGCGCCCUUAAGAGCCGCAUUGCUGCCAACCCCAAGAUCGCAGCCUGGUUGGCUGUGCGAACCCAUCCAACUUCAAUAAACAAUUAAAGAAAGUCAAUACGCCAAUCGGAUUUUUUUAUAGGGGGGGGGGGGGGG